AUGGCAAAAAAGCCGAAAAAAUCUCGUCGAGCACGUCCUGUGCCUGCUGUUCGAGAGACGUUGGGCGCUAAAACACUCGAAACAGCGGAAGGAUUACGUAAAAUCAACCAGUAUGUUUUGAAAAAAGAAAUUGGACGAGGCGCCUUUGGCACGGUACACUUGGGCCUCGAUGAAACGACCGGUACAGAAUAUGCCAUCAAAGAGUUUAGCAAAUCACGUUUAAGAAAGAAGGAACAGAUGGAUUUGUUCCGUCGGGGUGCAGGCGGGCUAAGAGGGAGAGGAGGCAUUCGAGGACGUCGUAUGUUUGGUAUAGGAGGCGUGAACAGACAAGGCACUGCUGUAGGUGCAAAUGCCACACCAGAGAACCCAUUAGAUUUAGUGAGAGGAGAAGUGGCUGUAUUAAAAAAAUUGAGCCAUCCGAAUAUUGUAAGAUUGUAUGAAGUUUUGGACGAUCCUUCGAAUGAUUCACUCUAUAUGGUAUUCGAAUUGAUGGAAAAUGGUGUUGUGAUGUCUAUAGAAAUGGAUGCAGUAGCAAAACCCUAUUCUGCUGAGGAUGCCCGACGUUAUUUUAAAGAGAUGAUGCUUGGUAUAGAAUAUUUACAUGCCAACGACAUUGUGCAUAGAGAUAUCAAGCCUGAUAAUUUGCUGCUUUCAAAAGACAAUGUGUUGAAAAUUGUUGAUUUCGGUGUAUCAGAAAUGUUUGUGAAAGGCAAUGAUAAAUUGAAGAAAUCAGCAGGAAGUCCUGCUUUUAUGGCUCCUGAAUUAUGCAUUGCCAAGCAUGGGGAAGUGUCAGGUAAAGCAACCGAUAUAUGGUCUAUGGGCAUUACUUUGUAUUGUAUGAUCUACGGUCAACUACCGUUUAAAAGUGCCAAUGUAUUGGAAUUGUACGACAUGAUCAAAGAAGCACCAAUUGACUAUCACGAGGUUACAGACACCGAUUUACUUGACUUGUUCGAAAGGAUAUUGGAUAGAAACCCAGAAACACGUAUUACGAUGAAGGAACUUCGUGAACAUCCUUGGAUUACCAAUCGUGGUACUGAAAUCAUGAUACCGGAAGCAGAAAACUGUGAUAUCGUGUCUGAAGUAACAGAGGAAGAAAUGAAGAAUGCCAUUAAAAGUAUUGGCAGUAUAUUUGCGGUCAUGACGGCUGUAUCUAAAUUCAAGCGUCGUUCACGUCGUAAAUCCAAAAGAAAUAAGGAAAAGCUAACCGCAACCAUCACCAAAACUGAAGACGGUGAUGAUAAUUCAGUGUUGGUCACAACAUCUACUGCUCUACCAACAGAGAAAACGGAUACAGAAUCAGAUGCAGAGACAUGUACAAGUUACUCUUCAGAUUCCUGUACAUCAUCAUGCUUUUCAGAGAAUCAUGGUUGUCAUCAUAGCAGUAGUAGUAGUAGUAGUACUAGUAGUAGUGAUGGUGAAGACGAUGGAGGAGAAGUGAAAGAGAAAAAGGUGGAAAUCAGAGUUGUGAAGAAUGAGUAA
Messenger RNA from Mycotypha africana, 1482 nucleotides. Its product is annotated as kinase-like domain-containing protein. Bases 1 to 1482 code for a protein of 493 amino acids. Gene Ontology annotation, cellular component: cytoplasm. NCBI's taxonomy places the organism in Eukaryota, Fungi, Mucoromycota, Mucoromycetes, Mucorales, Mycotyphaceae. Gene Ontology annotation, biological process: intracellular signal transduction; protein phosphorylation. The transcript has 5 exons. Gene Ontology annotation, molecular function: ATP binding; protein serine/threonine kinase activity. The record is from RefSeq and is a predicted model, not a curated record.